This is a messenger RNA of Penicillium cosmopolitanum, 2289 nucleotides long. RefSeq lists its product as uncharacterized. The transcript has 8 exons. The record is from RefSeq and is a predicted model, not a curated record. NCBI's taxonomy places the organism in Eukaryota, Fungi, Ascomycota, Eurotiomycetes, Eurotiales, Aspergillaceae. The coding region runs from base 1 to 2289 and encodes 762 amino acids. Gene Ontology annotation, molecular function: ATP hydrolysis activity; ATP binding.
AUGUUGCCUUCCGAGCAUAACAUGGCAUCGGAGAAGUCUUCCUCGCUAUUUCACCAAGACUUGACGCCGCCAGAUAGCCCAACAAAGGGAACAGUUGUAUCUCAAGCUAUUGUGAGGGAUCUGAAGCAUCUCUUUGGCAUAUUUCUUGAAAAGGUGCUCGACCCUACCAACCAAGAGCCCCCAAACACUCCUGUUUGCCAUGACCAGUCCCUUCCCGGGCUUGACAAGGUUCGGCAGGCGCUGGACUAUGUCUCAGCUGAACUUUCCGUGGCAAGUAAGCCUGCUCAGUCUUCUUCCGCAGGAGACGAACUCGAGAAUGUUCCUGAUGAAGAUGGGUUUGAUCCCAAGCGUCCCAUUUUUACAACGUCAGAGUACUUCCAAUCAUUUGAGAAGUGGUUGCCAUCCCAAUUCAAGACAGUCAAAGAAACCUGGAACAAAGAUACUUGCAAAUACAAGAUUGCGGAAUCGACUGAAACAAGCGAUGUCCUGGACGAGUAUGCCAAAUAUGCAUUCAUAGUUCGCGAGCGUGUGGACCGAGUUUCCGAGGACGUGACGUCGUACAUUGACAUCCAGUCGAAAGGCCUGCGCGACAUCCUGCGCGUGGUUCUGGACGGCAUCAAGACCAUCAGCCUGAUGGAGGACAAGCCAUCGAUCGAGCAAAAGACCCUUUUCCAUUUUCUCCCAGAGUUGGACAAGUAUGCUGGAAAUAUGAACCACCCAGAAUGUGAAUUACCACGUCAGCAUCUCUGCUUGCUCAUCGACCACCUCAAGGAAGCAUAUUCAACCAUCUCGCAGCGUCUCGAGUCAAUGCUGCUGCACAACCACAUUACUUAUGACCUCCUCUGGGGGCUUUUUAAACCGGGCUCUCAUGUUUUCACAAGAUGCUUCGGUACAAAAGAGCCACGGUGUGUCAUAUUCGACGCUGGGGAAGAGAUCACACAGAAUGAUGAGACGUGGUUCAACCUUGAAUGCCGAUUCCUCGAUUAUGAUGGAGUCAAAUUCGGCGAGGCUGGUAUCUUUCUACGCCUUGCAAAAUUCCGAGGGUCGAAGCCGAUCGAGAGCCUAGAGGCCUUCCCUCUUCGCCACCAUCCAAGUCACAACCAAGUCCGGAGAGAGCUAGUCGGAAGAGGCCAAAAGUUUCGGGAUUUGGCCGGCUCGCACAUGCGGCACUGUAAAGGCAACGCAUUCUUUAUGAACAAGGGGAAGCCCGUCAAAGCCAAGAUCGACAGUCGAGUCGCAGUGGACGCCGCCUUUUUCCAUGAAAUGCAGCCAAAUUACUCCCGACCGUCUCUCCGCGAUCUAGGGGUGAAAGAAAAAGAUGGCAUUCAAGUCUUUGAUAUUGACGCAAUGUUCAUGGAAGACCGUGAGCGAGAGAAGGAGAGAAUGCGAGGAGAUGGCGUAGAUGCGCGAGAGCUGAGCGAAGCCGAUUUACUAGUCGCGUGCCCAACCGUUUGCUGUUUCAGUUUCAAGGAGAAAAUGUUCUUGGAGUGCGCAGUCAGUGCUCUUAGUGACAUUGAUUGGUCACCUGGAUCAUUUGAUUGUCUUCAGAUUCCAUCGGAUACCAAGACAAUGCUCUUGUCGCUGGCGAAAACGCGUCUAGGUCUUAUACCAACCGUACCUUUCGACGACGUGAUCGAUGGCAAAGGCCAAGGGCUUAACGUGCUACUAAACGGUCCGCCAGGCGUCGGGAAGACUUUUACUGUCGAGGCAACGUCGGAAUAUCUGCGGGUGAGCUUGUUGUCGACCAUGGGGACUUCCCACGCACUUGAAUCACAACUUGAAAUCAUCUUCAAAAUUGCAAAGCAUUUCAAUGCCAUUCUUCUUUUGGACGAAGCGGAUGCGUUCAUGGCGAGUCGGACCGAGUUCCACGAUAGUCACAAUCGCUUGGUCACCGUAUUUCUCCGAAAGCUUGAGUAUUAUCAGGGAGUGCUUUUCUUGACCUCAAACCGAGGCAUACACUUCGAUGAAGCAAUUCUGAGCCGAACUCAUUUGAUAAUCGAGUACCAGGAUUUAACAAGAGACUUCCGCAGGGGUCUCUGGUCCACCUUCUUGGCCAAAGCUCGAACAAUGAAAGGACCCGCUGUAGUUUAUAAGGACGAGAUUCAGCAUUUGGAGUCCUUGGCUCUCAAUGGACGAGAGAUCAAAAAUAUCGCGGCGAUCGCACAAGCUCUUGCUGAGGCAGAUACCGCGCGGGUCACUUAUAAGUACCUGGAGUUAGCAGCGGAAUCGAACAAGAAGUUCUCGAAGGAAUUUGGGAGGAAGGAUCCUGUUGAAGGGAUGUAUGUCUAA